Messenger RNA from Exserohilum turcica Et28A, 656 nucleotides. RefSeq lists its product as uncharacterized. The record is from RefSeq and is a predicted model, not a curated record. The transcript has a single exon. NCBI's taxonomy places the organism in Eukaryota, Fungi, Ascomycota, Dothideomycetes, Pleosporales, Pleosporaceae. The coding region runs from base 354 to 542 and encodes 62 amino acids.
CGUGACAUCUAUUUGACCGAAGGAGCGUGAGUGACGACAACACGAGCAUAAAGGCUAUCCAUUGGACAGCGCUCUACCUUCCGCCAAAAAGGUGGCGGAAACGGCUGUACUCAUCCCUCGUAGUCCAUGCUAACUCAAAUACCGAUGCAGGGCUAUUGACUGCAGGCGUCUAUGCAAAUGUUCCCUGCUCGUCACAUUGCAGCGUUACAAAGGAGAGAAAGAUCGUUUGACCGCGUCAUCGCCAACAAACCCAGCUCUUGCAGACCGCGGAUAACUAAGCUUAGAUUGGCCAGCUUGUUGUGUAGAAGGACCGAGAGUUGAAGUAGGCAAUGCUAGAUGGCCAGAGUUGAAACAUGAGCGCUAUUGACCGGAAACUGUGUCCUUCCAGCCGGGGCAGGAUGCGGUCAGGGUUCUGUUCAUCUCUCACUUUCUACGCCAACGGCGAUGCCGAGCCGCCAGCGGGCUGUCUCCUGACCUCUGCCCCUUGCUUAUCGCACUGCAACAAUGCAACACUACAGGAAUUACGGACGUGCUAUGCGUAGCGAAGUAAUAUGGAUCCCUGAGCGCAAGACUAGCGUCAUAUGCGAGUAAGAAAUCAUACCCAAGAAGGAGAGAGCCAGCUCGGGCAUGACGCGUCCUAACGAGGCAGAUUGGAG